Messenger RNA from Coregonus sp. 'balchen', 763 nucleotides. Lineage: Eukaryota; Metazoa; Chordata; Actinopteri; Salmoniformes; Salmonidae. The record is from the annotation of a GenBank genome assembly.
AUGAUCCUCUGCACUAUGCCUGAUAGCUGGCCCAUCUUCGACUAUGCUGACUACGGCUGCUACUGUGGCAAGGGAGGCUCUGGUACCCCUGUGGACGAACUGGACAGGUUAGGGGUUAAGGGUCAAGGGACAAUGGUUAUAAAUAUGUCAAUAGGGCUAAAACCACUCCAGUCCACACACUAUCCCAACCACUAAUGAAUCUAUGUUGACUUGACAUCAAUUAAUGUUUUCCUUGAAAGUUUGAGUUCUUUGUUGCUUAUUGCUGCUGCCAAAGUUCUGGCAGUGUGUGUAAGUAUGAGUUUGUCUCAGAGUUGGUGUGUUCUAUGGCAUCAUCCUACAGGUGCUGUGAGGUCCAUGACCGGUGCUACUCUGAUGCCAUGCAGCACGAUGAAUGUUGGCCCAUCAUUGACAACCCUUACACUGAGUCCUAUGCCUACGACUGUGACAAGAACCUCAGAAAGGUCACUUGCAAGAGUGAGUACCUCCAAAGAGUCCCCUCCCCUCACUUCAUACACCACAAUGAUUAGCUUUAUACUACAUUACAUACAGUACUGCCCACGAUAUUCAUUACACUCUUUACCUUGCUCUCUCCAUUUCACUCUCUUUCUAUACCCUCCUUAUCGUUCUUUCUCUCACAACCUCAGGCAACAAUGACGGAUGUGAGAUGUUCAUCUGUGAGUGUGACAGGAAGGCUGCGGACUGUUUCGCCAGGAGCCCCUGGAACCCUGAGCACGAGCACCUUCCCAGUAGCAGUUGCCAGUAA